This is a messenger RNA of Candidula unifasciata, 429 nucleotides long. The record is from the annotation of a GenBank genome assembly. NCBI's taxonomy places the organism in Eukaryota, Metazoa, Mollusca, Gastropoda, Stylommatophora, Geomitridae.
UCGCCGUCGCCGGUGGUGGCUCAGCUGUCUGAUAUUUAUAUAUUUAACUUGGACUACGUGGAGCACAUUGAUGUCCUUGAGGACAAGAAGGAGGCUCCAGAACCUUUGCCAAUUAUUAGUGUUGACAAGAUAUCAAAACGACUGCAGGAACAAGAAAAAGAUCGAGCCAAACAAAAAACCUACAUUGGUGUCGGUGUGUCUCCUGAAGGGCAGCGACUGAUGAACACAAUAUCCAAAACCAUCAGUGACUGUAGAUGGCAUAAUCAAGACAUUGUUGUCAUGGGAGAGGUGACCAUUAGGCCGCCGUACGGACCUGCUGAUCUUCACUGUGUGGAGGGAAGUAAAGCUUUAUCUCACAUUUCCAAAAUUGUUGAGAAACAUUAUGAUGAAGAAGCCAAGCAGGGUCGUCUGCCAUCAUCACAACACUGA